Orbicella faveolata is the source of this 4906-nucleotide messenger RNA. RefSeq lists its product as uncharacterized. NCBI's taxonomy places the organism in Eukaryota, Metazoa, Cnidaria, Anthozoa, Scleractinia, Merulinidae. The record is from RefSeq and is a predicted model, not a curated record.
GCAUUCAAGAAGCUGACAUUUUUGUGCUGUUUGUGCCCAUACAACCAAGUGAAACGCUGUGUUACUUCAAAGAUCAGAAGAUAUCUAACGAUGUCUCCAUCCCGUAAGAAAAUUUCGCUGACCAUCAUGUUGUGUUUGGUGAUUUCAACCCUGAUCACCUUGUGCUAUGCAGCUAACUCAAACAGUAGCGGCAAAACAAAUCCAAAUAUGGGCACACACCAGUUUCCACUAUACGGACCUUGUGGUUAUGGUGCCUGUGUUUGCACCCCAGGAGUCCCAGGUAUCCCGGGAACCCCUGGAACAUCGGGACCAGCAGGCAUUGCGGGAUCACCCGGCCCGCAAGGAUCCACGGGACCACGUGGAGACAGAGGCGAGGCAGGGAAACCUGGAACUGAAGGCCCCCAAGGCCCUAAGGGACCUCCAGGGACAUUGGGGCCGAAAGGCACCACGGGCCCAGCGGGCCCAAGAGGAACAAAAGGCGACGCCGGCGAUAAAGGAAGCCAGGGCCCCCCAGGCCCUAAGGGACCUCAAGGAUCCACGGGCAAAGUGGGCCUAGGGGGAGCCAAAGGUGACGUAGGCAAUACAGGAAGUCAAGGUCCGCCUGGGCCCCAGGGACCUCCAGGGGCAUUGCGAAGUAACUGGAAACAGUGCGUGUUUAAAAGUCUUAGCGAUGGCAAGGACACUGGAUUAAUCAAGGAUUGUAUUUUUAAGAAAAAGGCAGACAAUACAGCUCUUCGUGUCUUCUGGAGUGGUCCUCUUCGAAUCCAUAACUGCCAUAAUUGCUGCAGGCGAUGGUAUUUCACUUUCAAUGGUGCCGAGUGCUUUGCCCCGGCGGCGAUUGAUGGUGUAGUCUACAUGAUACAUGGAAAUGGAGGCAAGAAAGAUUUACACCGCGUCCGGCAAAUCGAAGGCGUGUGUGAAAAAGUCCAGAAGGGCACUGUGCGCGUGGGAUUCUGGGUCGGUAACUGUACUGGUUACGGAUCGGCUGACGCGCACACGGGUUGGAGCUCAGUGUCCCGGAUCUACGUGGAAGAAGUACCACCCCCACAGCCUUGGUUAUGCCUUCUGGGUCUUGCUCACUUGAGCGAAACCCCGUACAGAGUGCAAGGAUACACCAUGAAAAUUACGGCGGGACAAACUGUAAGCCAAAAGAAAGGGGAAGGGGCUAUCAGGGGUAGAUGUGGCUUAGGGAAUGGGGGCGAAACAAAAAGGAAGCCAAGAGAAUGGGGCAAGGCUAUAAUGGGACGAGACGGCGAGGGAAUUGGGGCGAGACAAAAAGGAAGCAAAGAGAAUGAGACGAGACUACAAUGGGACGAAAGGGACAGUAAAAAAACCAAGAGAAUGGGACGAGACUAUAAGGAAAAGGAGAAGUCGAGGGAAUUGGGGCGAAACACAAAGGAAGCCAACAGAAUGCGGCGAGACUAUAAUGGGACGUCAGGGCGAGGGAAUUGGGGCGAGACAAAAAGGAAGCCAAGAGAACGGGGCGAGACUAUAAUGGGACGAGAGGACGAGGGAAUCGGAGUGAGACAAAAGGAAGCAAAGAGAAUGAGGCGAGACUAUAAUGGUACGAAAGGGCAAGAGAAUGGGGACGAGACAAAAAUGAAGCCAAUAGAAUUAAGCGAGAAAAGAAGGGGAAACAGAAGGCGGAGAGGAAAGUGGGACGAGACAAACAGUAAGCUAAGAGAAUGGGACGAGACUACUUCGGAGGAAGGGCGAGCGAACCUGGGCGAGACAAUUGGACUUGGCGAAGAGCUGUGGCGAGACAAGAAGAAACCCAGGGGAAUUCCGUCGGGGCUGUUAAGAGAGGAUAGGAUCAGAAGAUAUCAAAAGACGUGUCCAUCCCAUUCGAAAAUUUCACCGACCAUCAUGUUGUGUUUGCUGAUUUCAACCCUGAUCGCCUUGUGCUACGCAGCCAACAACAGCAGCGAAAAAACAACUCCAAACAUGGGCACUCAGCAGUUUCCACCAUACGGACCUUGUGGGUAUGGUGCCUGUUUUUGCGCGCCAGGAAUCCCAGGUAUGCCGGGAAGCCCUGGACCCGCGGGACCAGCAGGCAGUGCGGGAUCAGCCGGUCCGCAAGGAUCCAUGGGACCACGUGGAGAUAAAGGCGACGCAGGGAAACCAGGAUGUGAAGGCCUCCCGGGCCCCAAGGGACGUCCAGGGAUAUUGGGGUUUAAAGGGACCACGGGCCCAGCGGGACCACGGGGAGCUAAAGGUGACGCUGGCGAUAAGGGAAGCCAGGGUCCUCCAGGCCCCAAGGGACCUCAAGGGACCACUGGCCAAGCGGGCUCAAGAGGAGCCAAAGGUGACGCCGGCUAUAAAGGAAGCCAAGGCCCUCCAGGUCCGAAGGGCCCUCCAGGGACGUUGGGAAGUAACUGGAAACAAUGCGUUUGGAAAAAUAUCAACGAUGACAAGGACACUGGAUUAAUGAAGGAAUGUGUUUUCAAGAAAACGUCGGACAUAACAGACCUGCGUGUCUUCUGGAAUGGCAACCUUCGCCUUUAUGGCUGCCAUGGUUGCUGCAGACGAUGGUACUUCACUGUCAACGGUGCUGAGUGCUCUACGCCAGCAGCGAUUGAUGGUAUAGUCUAUAUGGUAUAUGGAAAUGGUGGCAAGAAAAAUUUACAUCGUGUACGACAAAUCGAAGGAGUGUGUGAAAAAGUCCGCAAGGGCAUAUACAGGGCACAGUACGCGUGGGAUUCUGGGUCGGUAACUGUGCUAGUUACGGAUCUGCUGACGCGCGAACGGGUUGGAACUCAGUGUCCCGGAUCUACGUGGAAGAGGUACCACCCCCACAGGCUUGAAAAGGCAGAUUACGAAGCUUUGUUCUACGAGGGUUAGAACUUAACUGAGGCGCUUUUAUAGGUAACUGUGAACAGAGCAAUCAUUGUGAAAUCUAAGAAACAGAUUUUAAAAUGGGUUUUGUAGGUGUGAUUGAUGAACAGCAAGUUGCUCAAAGUUCUGAUCAAAUUUGAUUAUCAGGCGAAAUCAGGGCACUUUAAAAUACUUCAUUUUAAGUGAUCUUCUUGAACCACGUAGAGCAUAAAGCUGUUUUUUAGUUUGCUGGUUAAGGGAUAUGCAAAUAAAGAAGAGGUAAUUGAAUACCCAAGAACUUUUGUGUGAUUCUACGUUACUUUCCAAGAAGAUUCUUAAGGGACAAAGGAAAAAAAAAACGGACUUUCAAGCAAGCAUUCUCAAUUGGAUAAAUAUGUCAUUCUUCUUGAUACAAAUACUAAAAUAUAAAAUAUCAAGCUGAUUUUGCACAAUGUGCAGUUCACUAUUAACCCAACCAAAAGAUUUAAUCUGGCAUUAGCUCCACUCAAUGUUAGUUUUUAAUCUGGCAUCAGCUCAACUCAAUCUUAGUUUUUAAUCUGGCAUCAGCUCAACUCAAUCGUAGUUUUUAAUCUGACAUCACCUCAACUCAAUCUUAGUUCAUCUGAAGCAUCAAUGCAGUACAUUCGUAUAGUAUUAAAUUAGGGGUCUGAAGCAAAGACCACAGUGAUGACGAAGACAACGUUAAGUAAAAAAUAUAUUUAGAUAUUUAACCCUAUAAUUCCGUAAUUAUCCACUGUUCAAUCAGAGAUUUGUUCAGUAUCCCUAUGGGUCUAAAAGCAUGCUCAAGUUUGAUAAGUACAAAACGGGAAUACGAAAAUCAGCCGUCGGGGUUCAUGUUCUUCAAACCAAGCCGAACUUGGUUAGUUCGGCCAGUUAGUUCACGUUGCUGUUUUGCAGGGGACGGCUGAGAAUUGUACAAAGAUUUAUAAUGCACUUGCACAGCCAUUGUUCUGCUAGUUAAACCUUUUGUUUCAAGACGUUCUCCUAAUGUCUGUUUCUCGUGUGCGAGAAAUAAUAGCGACAUAAUCAAUCCACAUCUUACUUUGACUGACGCUCAAAUCUCACUUCAGCUUGGCCGUGAGAGAUCUGGGUUAGAAAUUCACAUAAUAGCUAAGCAACAGCCAGUCAGCAUUGCCACAGCACGUCAUCACUGUCGAAGCAAGUUUCUCUUGCGCAAAAGACUCUGACCAACGUACCCGGGGAAACGUCGAUUGGGACAAAAACAAAAAGCAAUCAGACGUCUGAAAACUAAAUCGUGGAAAUAGCGAGCUGCGAAUGAGAAAUAAACCUUAAGGCACGUAAAAGCUUUUAACUGCGAAAAUACACCUGCAAGAUUGAAAACAACAGAAACUAAAACUGGUUAACAGCACGUUGAGUUAGCAACGAAGAUAUUAAAAAAAAGAAACAUACUGAUAGUGUUAUUAUUCUUGCCCUUCAUAAGCGACUGACUAGCUCAGAGGCACAGGAAGCAAUAAUACGUAAGUAGUAAAGGCUCUUCUUUAAAUCAUAGGCUGGUUUUCAAUAGUGCAUAUGAAUAAGUAAAGGCAUGACCAACUUUAGCAGACGCAAGAAGAUGAUAUGUCCAUAGUUACUGCCGUUUAUUAAGGAAUUUUCCAAACAAAAGGUCGUACUUAAUUAAAGGGACACUUCUAAAAGCACGGCUUUGUAAAAAAUAUGUAAUGGUCUACUUUUGUUAAAAAUUACAAUAGAACACUGAAUGUUGAAAAAGACCAAUAUUAUUAGUUAUUAAUGUCAAUACAAGGUUGUGAUGUUAAAUUGAAAAGUCUAACACACUUCGAGCUAAUUAUACUAAAUGUCUACAUUUCACUAAAUAUCUUCCUCCUGGUGUUUUAAGUGUAAUUUCGUGAAUAACUGAAGGUACUCAGUCAUAAUGUACUAGCUGCUUUGACCGAAAAUGCUUAAGUAAUGCAAAUCAGCUUUUAACUUCCUUUUUCUUCCUCUUAUCAGUUCUGUUUAUAAAAUCUGCUGAUCCCUGAUUUCUUGUAUUCUUCAUUUUAAAUUUGCUCAGAUUUAAAUAAGGACGCGCUUUUUUUUUCUUUUUUUUUUUUUU